Clonostachys byssicola is the source of this 909-nucleotide messenger RNA. The record is from the annotation of a GenBank genome assembly. Lineage: Eukaryota; Fungi; Ascomycota; Sordariomycetes; Hypocreales; Bionectriaceae.
AUGAACGGAUACAAAAAGGACGAGAAGCUGACCCUCGAGGUUGGGCUCGAGGCAGCACCUCUGGUGGUCACCAUCAAUGCGGUUAAACACACAGAGCAGGGUCCAACUAUCUUGGACGUGAGCUCUCAGCCAUCACCCGGGGCUCAACUUGUCCCCGCUAGUUUCAAGAUGAAGGUCUUUGAUAGGCGCUACGCCCACGAGCUCCGCAAGAAGCUGCAAACUGGGACGUGGAAUCCCGAUAAAGAUCACCUCUUGCUCAGAGAUGCCAUGACCGGCAGUGUUGAUACUUUUCUCACUGAAUGGUGUCGAGAUGCCAAGAUUCCUUACAGUCCAACCUCUAUCGAGGCUCCCAAUCGGGAGGCCAUCAUCUGGGAGUACAUGCGACGCCAGUACAAGUCAGAACUCGCAAUGCACCAAGUUCUCAAGUUAAAGGGCAAGAAGACCGACCCGGAACUAAUUGAAACUGCCACGCUACGCACUGGCACCACCAAUGACUUUGUGUUGGGCUUGAUGUACACCAGCAAUCAGUAUUUCAAUGUCUCCUGUCUCCUCGUCCGGGAAGUCGAGGGCGCCAAACCAUUUUCCUCAUACCCUACACUGCUACAUGAACAGGACUUUCAUCUUGGUCUGUCUGUCUUCAAUGAGGCCGGAUGCGGCCCUCGAGUCGAAAUCCCUGAGAUCAUUCUUACCCUUCCUGACGACGACGAUGCCUCAGACUCUGAGAAGACUAUUACUGACGGCAAAACAAUCAGUGGGGAAGAAACAACAUCUGAUGAUGUUGGCAAGCCAAACUCAGAGCCAUCAGCUGAGAAGGGUAAAGGGAAAAUCAAAUACCUUCUGAGCCCGAACGCUCCACUGCCCAUGGAAUCCAGAGAGAUCACAGUUGGGACAUCAGAAACGUUCCCCUAG